CUUAGACUCAUGAGGCCAUGGCUGCACAACAAUUGGAUAUAUUCAUGGACGACAAGAGGUAAAGAACAAAAGAAGAUUCUGAAAAUACUCCAUGAAUUUACUGAACGGAUUAUUACGGAGAGGAAACUUUAUCAUGAACGCACUAAUGGUCGAUUUUUAAAAAACUUUGAUAAUGACACAUCG
This is a messenger RNA of Wasmannia auropunctata (little fire ant), 183 nucleotides long. Its product is annotated as cytochrome P450 4C1-like. The record is from RefSeq and is a predicted model, not a curated record. The annotation marks the transcript as partial. The transcript has 2 exons. Lineage: Eukaryota; Metazoa; Arthropoda; Insecta; Hymenoptera; Formicidae.